GCUCCGCUAGGCAAGGUGGUCCAGCUGAGCUUCAGAGGAACUAUAUUUGAUGUCGAGGCCGCUCAGGCUGGAUCGGAGAGAGGCCUGUGUGAAUACGAUUACGUAGAGGUGCGGGACGGUCGCUCGGGAUACAAACCAUUGCUGGGACGAUUCUGCGGGAAUAGGCACCCAUCACGAGUGACUUCCACCGGUCGCUACAUGUGGGUGGUGUUCCACUCCGAUGACGUCAUUGAAUAUCAGGGCUUUCAUGCUGUCUACGAUUUUAUCGAGGACGAAGACUGUCUGACUGUGAUAAGUGGAAAGAUGGAGGGCUUCAUCAAUUCGUCGAUGAUCGGCGCCAAGUUCUUGGACCACGCUAAGAAGAACAGCUCGCUACCUCUCGACUGCGCCUGGGACAUACGCGUGCAGUCGGGCUACAACAUUUACUUUCAACUAGAAUCGCUCAAGCUGGUCGCCGAGAACGAGUGCGACGUCAACUUUCUAGAGAUGUACGACGGAAGCACGCACGUCGGCAACGUACAGCGGUUCUGCCACAGUACGCGCACUCCGUACAAGACGCAGACUAACAGGCUCGUCGUGCGCGCGUUCGGUCGGAUCGCCAUAGCGACGCAGACGAGCGAGUGGCCGCGCUUCCAGGCGAUGUUCAACAUGUUCCGCAGCGGUAAGUGUGUUGGCAGCGAUGGGAUAUUAGAUAUGGAAGAAGAGGGAAGCACGGACACAAAGCGGGACGGCGUAGAUCGUGAUGUGAUGCCAGUGUUUAAGGCAGAGUUGCCCGCAUCGCACCGAGCACCUCACUAA
This is a messenger RNA of Priapulus caudatus, 798 nucleotides long. RefSeq names its product neuropilin and tolloid-like protein 2. Lineage: Eukaryota; Metazoa; Priapulida; Priapulimorpha; Priapulimorphida; Priapulidae. The record is from RefSeq and is a predicted model, not a curated record.